UGUCCAGGUCGGGCUCAGCAAACACACACAUUCAUUUAUGUACACUCAAAUUAGGGAACACAACAACAGAUUUUAAGUUUUUAAAAUAAGCAGUCUAUAGACUUUACAAUACAAGCUUAGGUGUUCCACGCAGCACAGAACUAACAACACUAUUUUCCUGCUUUGGGAAGGGCGGGGCGCAGGGCGGCUGGCCCCGGCAAGAGGAGACACUCCAGUCGGCUGAAGUUCCUGAGCUGAACCCGUCAGCUCCCGCAAUGAAUUAAUGAAUUCUUGUGACAUUUGCACAUUUUCGGCACACCCCACUUCACUUUGACGCUUACUCGACGCUGGUAUAGUCCGAGAAGAAAAUGCAGCCCGACAAAAUGUCAGAGCCUGCGGUGGCCGACACUCGCCGGCUGAAUUCCAAGCCCCAGGACUUGACGGACGCUUACGGUCCACCCAGCAAUUUUCUGGAGAUAGACGUUUUCGAUCCACAAGUCGUUGGAGUCGGUCGGCAACGAUACACGAUAUAUAAAGUUCGAAUGCGGACAAACCUUCCUAUAUUCAAGCUGAAGGAUUCCUGUGUGACCAGACGAUACAGUGACUUUGAGUGGUUAAAGAAAGAGCUGGAAAGAGACAGCAAGAUUGUAGUACCACCUCUUCCGGGUAAAGCCCUAAAGAGACAGUUGCCAUUCCGUAGCGAUGAGGGGCUUUUUGAGGAUUCUUUCAUCGAAGAGCGGCGGUCAGGCUUGGAGCAAUUCAUCAACAAAAUUGCCGGUCACCCUUUGGCCCAGAACGAGCGCUGUCUCCACAUGUUCCUGCAAGAAGCCGAGAUUGACCGUAACUACAUUCCUGGAAAAGUACGACACUAACUGGGAGAGAUGGGUGGGAGGUGGGGAGCUUCUGGCACGGACACCAUCGGGAAGUCCCUCGAUUUAUGGAAUAUAUUUCUGUGGCUCGUCUCCACUAUUGUUUUAUAAACUGUAAAAACCCAAAUUAGUUUGUUUUGUACAGUGAAGUAAAAGCUAAAUGCUGCAUUUUCCUCAUGACUGUCACAUAUUCAUGAGUGUAAUAUACUGUGAAUAAAGUAGAAUAUUCUCUAAAGUGUGUAUAAUGUGUAUGGACUGUCUAGGAGGUAUCUGAUCCUGUUUUGUUCUCUUUGUGUGUUUGUUUUAGGUAUGAGUGAAGUAAGUGUGCUUUAUUUUAAUUCUCUCAUUUAGUUGCAUGAGCUUUGAUGAUAGUUUUACCAUUUUUUUAGCCUUGUUUUCAAUGACUAACCAACCCCCUUUAUCCUUGACAAAAACAUUACAAAAUUAAAAGCACUGUGCAAGCAUCAUAGUCUCAUCUCAGUCAAGGUGUGUAAACUAUUAAGUAGUUAAAACAAUACAAAAUGCACAUUUCCCUCCCAACCAACUCUGGUACAUGAGUCACAAUCAACUGCACUAAUAAUUGUCUAUUGCAUGGCAAUGCACGCUUUUAGUUAUACUUUGUUGCAGAUCAUCUAUGUGUUAAUUGCUGGCUAAUGAUUUCACAUACUUUUUGUUCACACUGCUGAGGUGCUUUGUGUAGUUUUCGUUGCCAUAAUGUCUCUAAAGUUUCACUUUAAGAUAAGCAAAAUGGUAUCAAUAAAAUGGCUUGCUCCAGUGAAUGUCAUUUCUCAAGGGACAACACUGUUGAAGUGAAACUUGGAGAUGACUUAAUAGUAGUCAGUGUGCAGCUUGUAUACCAGUAUAUAACGGCUAAAAUUGAGUCAACACAGCCAUUAAUGUCAACACAAGUGAGUGCACCUGACACUGAACAUGUCAAAAGUGUG
Entelurus aequoreus (snake pipefish) is the source of this 1792-nucleotide messenger RNA. It is a transcript of the gene snx12, whose product is annotated as sorting nexin 12. The transcript has 4 exons. Gene Ontology annotation, cellular component: retromer complex; early endosome membrane. Gene Ontology annotation, molecular function: phosphatidylinositol-3-phosphate binding. Bases 348 to 851 code for a protein of 167 amino acids. The record is from RefSeq and is a predicted model, not a curated record. NCBI's taxonomy places the organism in Eukaryota, Metazoa, Chordata, Actinopteri, Syngnathiformes, Syngnathidae. Gene Ontology annotation, biological process: late endosome to Golgi transport; endocytic recycling.